Rotaria sp. Silwood2 is the source of this 3408-nucleotide messenger RNA. The record is from the annotation of a GenBank genome assembly. Lineage: Eukaryota; Metazoa; Rotifera; Eurotatoria; Philodinida; Philodinidae.
AUGGAAACAGCAACAAAUCGUAAAGAUUCAAAAGAAAAUUUAUCAAGUACCAAUGGAACUCGUUAUCCAACACCAAUUAAACAAAAAACUUCACGUUUAGAUCGCUCAUUAUCAAGAACUAAAGAUGAUAUUGAAACAAGUAUUAUACGAUCUAACACAGUAUCAAGUCUUAGUGAACAAGCUAAACCUGAUGAAUUAGCUUCUGGCUUAGCGACGAUGGGACUAUUAAAUGAUAGUGAUAUGAAUAAACUGAACACAACAUUUGAAUCAUUAGGUUCAUCAAACGAAUCAGUCGAAAAAAAUACGUCUAAAACUGAAUCAUAUAAAAUGCAAAAACAGUCAUAUCAAUGUGCGAAAAAGCGUAUUACAUCUGAAUUAGCAAAUGUACUCAAAGACUCAUCUGUUGUUAUCGUUAGCGAUUGGCUUAAAGUUCGAGGAACAUUAAGAGAUUGGACUAAACUAUGGGCUAUACUUAAGCCUGGUCUUAUGCUACUCUAUCGAAAUCCACCAUCAAAAAAUGGUGUUUGGGUUGGUACUAUUGUCUUAUCAUCAUGUGAAGUUAUUCAACGUCCAUCAAAAAAAACAGGUUUCUGCUUUAAAAUUUGGCAUCCCCUUGAAAAAUCUAUCUGGGCACAAAAAGGACCAAAUAAUGAACAAUUUGGUGCAAUAACAUUUCCACUUCCAAUGAAUUAUCUUAUUUGUCGUGCAUCAGAUGACACAGCAGGACGCUGUUGGAUUGAUGCGCUUGAAUUAACAAUGAAAUGUUCAAAAUUACUUAAAAAGCCUUAUUCAUCUUCAAUACAAAGUGAUGAUUUAACGACAAAUUCUCCAAAUGUUUCAACUCCACUAACAACAGCUGGCGAUGGAGCAUAUUUAACAACAAGUUUUUCAGACAAUGAUUUUGAAUUAAGUCGUAUAACAACAAAAGAAGAGGAUGAUCGUAUGAGUGAUGCAAGUGUUGAUGUAAGUAAAGCAUCAAGAAGUGGUUCAAGUCAUUCAGAAAGUUCUCAAGAACUUCUAAAUGAUGAUGAUAAUGAAACACCAUAUGUUGCAGCACCACCAGAAGAAUUGGGAGAACUUGGUAAUGCUGCACAAACUGAAGAAGUAGCUGAAGAAAAUAAAUCCCUUAUAAUGCAUCUAUUAAAACAAGUUCGUCCAGGAAUGGAUUUAUCAAAAGUUGUUUUACCAACAUUUAUAUUAGAACCAAGAUCUUUUCUUGAAAAACUUUCAGAUUAUUAUCAUCAUUGUGAUAUUCUUGAAGAAGCUGUUAAUUCUUCCGAUCCAUUAAUACGAAUGAAAACAAUUGUCAAAUUUUAUUUAUCAGGAUUUUACAAAAAACCAAAAGGUUUAAAAAAACCAUAUAAUCCAGUUCUUGGUGAAGUUUAUCGAUGUUUUUUUCAUAACACAAAGACCGACAGCAAAACAUUCUAUUUAGCCGAACAGCAUAGAUCGAUUCGUCAUUUUCAUAUACAAAAAAUGUUAGUUUUAUUCGCACUCAUUAUCCCUCUAAUAAAUGCUGAACAAAAAAUACGUACAUGUGGUACAAUGCGUUCAUUUUUUUCAACGGAAUCACGUAUUGUUGGUGGUGCAGCAGCAUCAGAAUUCGCAUGGCCCUGGCAAGUUUAUAUAACAUUAAAUGGUAUGUUUAUAUGUGGUGGAACAUUAAUCGAUAGACAAUAUGUUCUAACAAGUGCACAUUGUGUUGCUGGUGUAUUAUCAAAUAAUACAAAUAAUUUACUUGUUCGUGUCGGCGCACAUUAUAUGAUACGUGAAGGUUAUUAUUCUGGUACAAAUUAUCGUGUAUCAAUGAAAUAUAUUCAUGAAAAUUAUUAUCACCCAGAAUACGGACAUGAUAUUGCUAUAUUGCGUUUAGUUAAUUUAGUUAAUUUAAGUGAUACGGUUAAUGUAAUUUGUUUACCAACGAGUACAGAUUUUAAUGUAUCAAUGUAUCAACCAGUUGUUAUAACAGGAUUUGGUUUACUUAGUGAAAUUGGAUAUGUACCUUAUAGAUUACACCAAGCAGUUGUACAAGUUUUACCAACAUGUGGAUAUGCUUAUAGAUGGUUUAAUAGUACAUUACAAAUUUGUGCAGGACUUUUAGCUGGUGGACGGGAUACAUGUCAAGGUGAUUCAGGUGGUCCAUUGGUUUAUAAACCACGUAGGACAGAUCAAUGGAUUCUUAUUGGUAUAACAUCAUAUGGAUAUGGAUGUGCACGUUAUUUUUAUCCGGGAAUAUCGCAUCAUCCACCAAUUACCAAUUUUUAUGUAUCAAACCGAAAAGAAGGUUUUGCUGUGCAAGGCAGUAUAUUGGCAAGAUCGAAAUUUUAUGGAAAUAGUCUCUCUGCUAUUCUUGAUGGUACAGCUCGACUUACUCUACUCAAUAGAGGAGAAGAUUAUAUUAUUACAAUGCCUUAUGCCAACUGCAAAGGUAUUCUAAUUGGCAAAUUAACCAUGGAAUUAGGUGGUAAAGUAACAAUUGUUUGUGAAAAAACUCGAUAUUCAGCUGAUAUUGAGUUUAAAUUAAAACCAUUUAUUGGUGGUCAAGAGCUUACAAAUCAUAUUGAAGGAAAAAUACGACUUGAAAAAGAUGUUAUAUAUACAUUUUCUGGUCAUUGGGAUGAUGAAAUAACACUUGUAGAUAAAACAACAAAUGCAAAAAGUGUAUUUUGGAGAGUUACACAAUCCAUUGUUAAUUCACGAUUAAAACGAUAUGUUGUACCCAUUGAACAACAACAAGAUAAUGAAUCUGAAAAAUUAUGGCAACGUGUUACAACAGCUAUUAAACAAAAUGAUCAAAUAUCAGCAACCGAAGAAAAAACAAUUAUUGAAGAUGAACAAAGAAAACAAAUCAAAGAACGUAAAGCAACAGGUACUGAAUGGCAUCCACGUUUGUUCAAUAUUGAUCCAAAUACUAAACAAUGGAUUUAUACUUAUGCUGAUUCUCGCCCAUGGGAUGCUCAUAAUGAUAUAUCAACAUAUGAGAAUAAUUUUAUUAUCUGUACUCGUACUCGUCAUCGUGCACAGAAUAUAAAUCAUACAAAUCAAUCAUCAAGUCGAAAUAAUUCUAUAAUAAAUAUUGUCGGCAGAGCAUCUGUAUUAACUCGUGGUCCAUCACCAUCAUUCAAUAAUAUUGUUGACGAUGACACGCAAUAUAUAAAACCAAAUAUUACAAAUCAAACAUCAAUACUUUUAAAAUCUAAUGAUGAUAUAACAACAAUAUUAAAACGUAUUGAAACAACAUUAAAUCAUAUAAAUCAACGACUUGAUGUACAUGAAAGAGAUUUAAAUUCUUUAAAAAACAGUCGAAUAAAAAAUGAAUAUAAUCAUAUCAAUUCUUCUCUUUCAUCAUAUACUCAAUUGAUUCUUAUUAUUAUCGUUGCAAUCAUAUUAAAAUACAUCUUUCAUUAA